Messenger RNA from Hyla sarda, 605 nucleotides. RefSeq names its product THAP domain containing 2 (gene THAP2). The transcript has 3 exons. The coding region runs from base 60 to 581 and encodes 173 amino acids. NCBI's taxonomy places the organism in Eukaryota, Metazoa, Chordata, Amphibia, Anura, Hylidae. The record is from RefSeq and is a predicted model, not a curated record.
CGGCGGCCAUGUUGAGAACGGAAACAAACCUAGCUGUGGGAAGAUGCCAACUAAACUAAAUGACAGCAAUGCCCACUACGUGCGCAGCCUUUGGGUGUUCCAACAACUCUAAAAGGGACAACCAGGUUACCUUUCAUAGAUUUCCUUCAAACCCAGACAGAAGAAAACAAUGGCUUAACCUCGUGAACAGAGAACAUUUCUCCCCAAGCCUGCACACUUUUUUAUGUUCAAACCAUUUUGAAGAAUCCUGUUUUGACCGGACAGGGCAAACGGUGCGGUUAAGAACAAACGCAGUGCCUACAAUAUUCAUCUAUCCAGAGCAUAUGGUAGAAAAGAUCGCUCUUAAAAAUGCUACCAUCACAAAGCCAGAAGAAAAGCCUCCGCCUGGAUCUGCUACAGACCGAGAGAAAACCUCAGCCUUUCACGGUGACCACAGCUACUGCCUACCAAGACCGGCAGAAAUUAAAAGAAAAAUUUGGGACCUUGAAAGGAAGUUAGAAAUUGCUCACAAGAAGAUAAAAAUCUAUCAGCAAAGAGAACGGAGAGGCAGGAGGAAAGGUCCUACAGAGAUCUCGCUCUAGACCACACACCCUCCCAGGACAGAG